Molecule: messenger RNA, 1373 nt
Organism: Paramecium sonneborni
Lineage: Eukaryota; Ciliophora; Oligohymenophorea; Peniculida; Parameciidae
Source: the annotation of a GenBank genome assembly
AUGACGCAAAACUAAUUAAAAAUGCUAAUAUGUGUAUUUUAAGUAGCCUUCAUAUCAGCUGGGCUUUAUUUCUAUAUAUUUUGGAAGAAAAUAGAUGAUGUAAAGUUGACAUUCUUAAAUAGUAGAAACCUUAUUUUGAAUAGCUGGCUUUUGUGUAUGGGCUAAUUUUAGGAUUCACAGAAUUAUUGGUUGCAAUAAUUUUAUUCAUUCUAAUGAAAACUCGAGUGUAAAUCACAUCAUUGGGAAUGAUUAGUCGAUAUAUUAGACAGAACUGCUACAAGGAAUAUUAUGCAUUAAUUAUAAUAAAUUUGGUAUAGAACUUGAUAAUUAGGCAUUUCUAAUAACAUUUAAUAUAAUAACAAUUGUAGAUUCAGAAUCAGUAAGUUUUUCAAAUGUUUAAUCCCUCCAUUUUAUAGCAGCAUAUUAUGUUCAAUCAGUUCUUUUUGCCUUGUUUUCAAAUGAUUUAUUAAAGAGAAGAGCCUUGAUUCCAAAUGAAUUUAUGUUUGAAAGAGAAGGAAUAUUCCGAUGUGCAUACGAAGUUCUCUAUUAUGUAGUAUGCUUAUUCAUAGUGUUAAGUAGAUAUAUUAAAUAUAUAAAUGAUAGGCUACUUUUUGGUAACCCAUUUUGAGAAAUUGCCUGAACCAAAUCAAACUUUAUGUUAAUUAAUCAUAUUCACUUUACUAUACUAAUUUUAUUCAAUUACUAAAUUGGGUAUCUUAAUAAAAAUAUUUUUGAUUAUUACUACAUCUAGAAUGCUAUAUUCAGCAGCAAAUUCAAUUGGAAAUUUGCAGUAAGAUUGGGAGAAAGGUUGUUAGAUAACUUUAGUAGUGAUAACAAUAAUAUUCUUAAUUAGAAUGAUUUAAUAGUGUAUAAUUGGUGUUGUUAGAGCAAGAGAAUAAUAUUUAAAUUAGAAUGAAAAUUAAACACCUGAUAUUCUUAGUGCUUUAAAUUUAUUACCUCCAAGAGAUCCUUAUAUUAGAUAAUCUGCCUAAAUAAUAAGUGAGGAAUAAAUUGAAAUGUUACCAGUUCUAAAGUUUAGGAUGGAGAAUGAAUUUGUUUGCUCAAUCUGUGAUAUGAAUUUAUAAAAAAAUGAAAUGGUGAUGAAAUUGAAUUGUUCUCAUAUUUUUCAUUCAGAAUGUUUGAAACCAUGGAUUAGAAUUAAGAACUCUUGUCCUAAUUGUAGACAAUAAAUACUUACUUAAUUUAUUCAUUAAAAUCAAAACUAAUAAGUAAUUUAAGCACCUUAAUAAUAAUAAUAAUAAUAAUAAUAAGCUCAAAAUGUUUUAAUAGAAAUCUUACCAGAACUUAAUAUUGAUGAUAGGAACUAAUAAGUAUUAUAAGUACCUUAAAAUUAACUGGAAAUAUAGGAAUGA